AUGAAGGUGUUCGAGAAGCUGUUGAAAAACAUCAUCACCUCCUCCAUCCCAAACACCACAGAUCCGCUCCGACCCAACAGAUCCACUGAUGACCCCAUGGCCCAUGUCCUGCACACCACCCUUAGCCAUGUGGACAAGAAACAGGCUAACUAUGUUGGGAGGGUGGGUAGGUGCGUCUCUGACAGCAUCGCCAUCAACACGGGAGCGCCACAGGCGUGUGUAUUCUCAUCACUGCUCUACAACUUCUGUACUUCAGACUGCGUGGCCACGCAUGGCUCCAAUACCAUUGUGAAGUUUGCUGAUGACACAGUGUUGUUGGACGCCAUCUCCAACAAUGAUGAGGCGGCCUACUUGGACAAACUUGAGCUUCUGCUUCUCCUGGUCCUGCUGCCGCCACGCCGUCGCCGAAGCCACGUUCGGGACGUCAUCGCCGGCGUGGUCGCCCACUGGACCCGUCUCGUCUCGGCCGCCGCCGCCUUCCUCGCGGCUGCCCGCCGGACCUGCUCAGUGGCCGCCGCCGCCUUCCUCGCGGCCGUCCGCCUGAACUGUCUCAUCUCGGCCUUGGGCCACGUGGCCGCCCGCCUGAACUGUCUCUGUGUGACUGCUCAGGUUGUCAGACCUCUUUACCCAACAUCUGGAACUGCAAGCUCUGCGAUAGAUGAUGGAAGUUCUCCAAAGAUUACCCUGCUAAGACCUUUUUUCUAUUUUGGGAGGACAUAUAACAGCAUUUACGUCAAUCACAAUGGACACCUGACCUUUGACGCACCAUGGUAUAGCUAUGUACCCCAACUGAUUCCAAUGCAUGGAUUAAGAGACAUCAUCGCUCCAUUCUGGACAGAUUUAGACAACAGAGGAAAUGGUCAGAUCUACUACAACCAAUACACCAGUGGCAGUGUUCUCCAGCAAGCUACACGGGACAUCAAUCAAUACUUUCCAGGACUGAACUUUAAUGCCAACUGGGUCUUUGUUGCAACUUGGUUUGAGGUGGCCUAUUAUCCCACAAGCGGAACACGCACUACUGUCCAAGCUGUGCUGAUCUCUGGAGGCCAAUAUUCAUUUGUGCUGAUGAACUACGGUAUAAUAGCCUCAACAACACUGAGAAUUCAGGCUGGUUAUGAUACAAUUGGCUCCACUCACUAUUAUGUCCUCCCUGGAUCAUUCACCAGUGCUGCAUCAGGGAGUAACUCAAAUUUUCGCCUUAGCAGCAACGUCAAUGAACCAGGUCGCUGGGCCUUCCGGACAGACCAUGGAUCAACAGGCUGCACUUUUAAUGGUGAAUUAGUGCAGCUGGGUGGUUCAUUCUGGAGUGACAGGACCUGUGCACAGAAGUGCACAUGUACCUCAACAGGCCUGCAGUGCCGCAAUGAGCCGUGCUCCUUUUCACAGAUCUGCAAGCCAGCUUCCUUCCAGUUCUCCUGUCAGACAGUGCCAAGAGGAACCUGCACCAUAAGUGGUGAUCCCCAUUACUACACCUUUGAUAACACAGUGUUUCACUUUCAAGGCACUUGCACGUAUGUUCUCUCUGAGCAAUGUAAUAGUGGACGGCCCUACUACAGAGUAGAAGGCAAAAAUGAGCACAGAGGCAGUACUCAAGUCUCUUGGACACGACUAGUGAAAGUGCAUGUCUACAAUGACACAAUUGAGCUUGUCAAAGGACGCCAUGGUCAGGCUAAGGUUAACGGGAACUUUGCAUUCACUCCAUUCUCCCUUAGCAAUGGCACCGUGCAGGUUUAUGAGUCAGGUUUUUCUGUGUUUGUCAGCACUGACUUUGGUUUAGUGGUGUCUUAUGACACAAUUCAUCAUGUUCAGAUCAGCUUGCCCUACACUUACCAGAAUGGUACAUGCGGUCUUUGUGGAAACUUCAAUGGCAUUCGUAGAGAUGACUUUCAAACUCGUGACGGUGAGGUUGUGAGCUCUGAUGUGGUUUUUGCUAACAGCUGGCAAGCAUCUGGGGAUGAUGAGCCUGGCUGUGGGCCACAGUGCGGAGGUCUGGACUGUGCUGUUUGCACUGUAGAAGAGACAGCAUUGUAUAGCAACACUGACCACUGUGGUAUCCUCAGCAGUAGUUCUGGACCUUUCACGGCUUGCCAUCAGCAACUUCCUCCACAGUCCUUUGUGGAGAGUUGUGUGUAUGAUCUGUGUGUAGGAGGAGGGUACCGACCUAUUCUCUGUCAAGCCCUAAGUGUGUAUGCAAGUCAGUGUCAACAAAGUGGUAUUCAGCUACCAAGUUGGAGGACACCUGGCUUUUGUGAAAUCCCAUGUCCAGCCAACAGCCACUUUGAGUCUGAAGGCACAGGAUGUCCACCUACCUGUGUUAAUCCCAACUCUACCCAUAACUGCCCUCUACCUCCCCAGGAAAGCUGCAUCUGUGAUUCAGGCUACAUCCUCAGUGGUGGGGUCUGUGUCCCUCAUGCUGAGUGUGGCUGCAGCUUUGAGGGCCGUUACUACCGAUCUGGAAAAACUGCAAUACUAGACGGAGACUGUGGGAGACGUUGUAGCUGCAGUUAUGGCUCCAUGACUUGCCACUCUCAUGGUUGUGGCCCACUUGAAUCAUGCAGGAUGGAGGAUGGAGAAAGAGGAUGCAGACCAAAUAGCUAUGAAACAUGCUGGAUCAGAGGCCCAGGGUCAUAUCAGACAUUUGAUGGACUGACAUACCAAUAUCCUGGGGCGUGUCGAUUGACACUUGCCAAAGUUAUGGGACUGUCCAGUCACCCACACUUCAUGGUGACAGCAGAAAAAGUGCCAAGAGGCCAGCAAGGUUUUGCACGAAUUCUGCAUUUUGAAGCAGAGGGGAUACACAUAUCUAUUGAGAUGGCAAGGAACAGUAAAGUGAAGGUUAACGGUCAGCUGAUCAGGCUACCUUUCAGCACUACAUCGAACCGAAUCCAGAUCUUCCACAGCAGCAUUUACAGUGUCAUCAUUCGCACCUCCUUUGGUGUAACUGUGCAGACAGUCUGGCCUCACUUUGUCCGUGUCACUGCUCCUGGUGUCUACAAUGGUUCACUGGGUGGACUCUGUGGUAAUUACAAUGGUCAUCCACAUGAUGACUUCAAUACACCCAACGGUGUUCUGGUCAACAGUUCUCAGGACUUUGGAGACAGUUGGCGAGAUGGCUCUCUGGCUGCUCACUGUGUGGAAAGCAUGAACCAAAAUUCUACAACUAAUUACAAUUCUACUGAGUACUGUGGCAUUCUCAGCUCACCAGAUGGGCCAUUUGUACCCUGUUGGUCUGUGGUUGACCCGAGCCAGCAGGUGGAUGUAUGUGUGGAGAUCAUGAGGGGCUCUAACAAUCCAGCAUCAACUCUGUGUGGUGUCCUACGAGAUUAUGCACUAAUGUGUCAACAGAAGGGUGUUGCCUUAGGACAAUGGAGAAAUGCAACUGGCUGUGCACUAACCUGCCCAUCAAACAGCCAUUAUGAACUCUGUGGAACCUCUUGUCCUUCUGCUUGCCCCAGCCUCUCUUUCCCCUUCACCUGUGAUACUGUGUGCCAGGAGGGCUGUCAGUGUAACAAUGGUUUUAUCCUCAAUGGUGACCAGUGCGUUCCACCAACAUCUUGUGGAUGCUAUCAUCAAGGAUGCUAUCACCAAGGUGGUGAGCAGUUCUGGGAUGGUGAAGAAUGUCAGAGCUUGUGUACCUGUAACGGAAAUACAGGGAACGUCCACUGUACUCCCAACUCCUGUGGGCCCCAGGAGUCCUGCCGUGUGGUGGAGGGCGAGUUUGGCUGCCAUCCCAACCUUCAUGGCACCUGCUCUGCCUCUGGAGACCCUCACUAUAUCACCUUUGAUCGUAAGGCCUAUGACUUCCAAGGAACCUGCCGCUAUGUUCUGGUGACCCUCUGUAAUGCCACUGAUGAGCUCAAUCAGUUCUCCGUGGAAGCUAAGAAUGAGGCAUUGAAUGGGCUUCCACUUUCAAUAGUAGCUGAAGUUUUUGUGAAUGUCUGGGGCUACGACGUGCAUAUGUCAAGGGACAGAAGAGGUUUGGUACAAGUGAAUGGAGUAACUAGAAAUUUACCUAUUAUCUUGAAUGAAGGUAAUGUGUCUAUCUAUGCAACAGGAUCUCGUAUACUUGUCAGCACUAAUUUUGGCUUGAGUGUUACCUAUAAUGGAUAUAGUGCAGUGUUUAUCUCCGUACCACCAAAUUACAGAGAAAAAAUAUGUGGACUUUGUGGAAAUUUCAAUGGAAAUCCAAAUGAUGACUUUCACACACCAUCUGGAACGAUAGUCACAUCUCCAGAUGAGUUUGGGAGAGCCUGGAAGGUGCCAGGCAACUACACGUGCAAUGAUGGCUGUGGCUCCUCCUGUCCACAGUGUGCCAAUGAACAGCCUACUAGAGAUCAGUGUGAGGUGAUACAGGCAGCUGAUGGGCCCUUCAGUUUCUGCCACGAAGAGGUGGACCCGGCGCCAUAUUUCAACGACUGCGUGUUUGAUGUAUGUUUGUCAGGAAAUCAAGGCCACGAUCUCUUGUGCAGUGCCAUUGAAUCAUAUGUCAGUGCCUGUCAGUCUGCUAAUGUUCGAAUCUAUCCUUGGAGAGAGAACACCACCUGCACACUGGACUGUCCAGCCAACAGCCAUUAUGAGCUGUGCGGUACUGACUGUGGCCACACCUGUGCCAGUAGCAUUGAUGAAACCUGUGAGCAGUUCUGCUCUGAGGGAUGUUUCUGUGAUGAAGGCUUCAUCAAGAGUGGGACCAGGUGUGUCCCAGUGGAAAGCUGUGGCUGCCAGUAUGAUGGAUUCUACUAUGAUGCUGGCGAGUCCUUCUGGACAGACGGUUGCUCCCAGAGAUGUGAAUGUCACGCUCCAAAUGACCUGCGAUGUUCUGCCUCGUCUUGCACUCCUGAACAGCAGUGCUCCAUCAGAGACGGCCAGCUGGGCUGUUACGAUGCCAUGUCCACCUGCACUGUGUGGGGGGAUCCACACUACAUCACCUUUGAUGGAGCAGUGGCUCAUUUCCAGGGAACUUGCUCCUACAUCAUCACUGAGAGCACAAACCAUGGCACUAACGAAACACAGUUUCAGGUGAUAGCCACCAACAAUCACCGUGGUAACAACCGUGUGUCAUUUGUGUCUGCAGUGGACAUAUAUCUCUCAAAUCAUCCAGAAAGUGUGUACAUCAGGAUCGGACCCAAUAAAAGAGUAACGGUAAAUGGAAAUGAUGCUUCUCUUCCCACCACAGUGGGAAUCUUAGCUCAGGUGGUAAGGCAGGGAAGCUACAUAGUGGUUGAUGCCUCUGACUUGCUAGUCCAGUUUGAUGGUCAGAGCACUUUGCUGGUCAGACUGGGCCAAAACCGUCAUGACAGAGUCACAGGGAUGUGUGGAAACUCUAACAAUAAUCCUUCAGAUGACAAAGUCUUACCCAAUGGCACACUGGCACAAAAUGAUAAUUAUUUUGGACACAGCUGGAAGUCACCCACCAGCCAACCAGGAUGUGGCUCCACUGAUGAAGAUGAUGAUGGACUGAAUGACUGUACCUUUAGAGAAGAAUAUUCCCAACUCUGCAGUGUCAUCACCAACACCACCGGCCCAUUCAGCACCUGCCACCUGCACUCUGACCCCCAGCCAUUUUUCUCUUCCUGUGUCUAUGACCUCUGCCUCUACACUCCAGCCAAUGGCAUGCUGUGUUCCGCUGUCUCCGCCUAUGAGAAAACCUGCUCUGUUCUAGGGCUAGACAUCCCUGACUGGCGCUCUGCUUUGCAUUGUGAUGAGUCAGACCCCUGUGAAAAGCUGGACUGCACAGAGCACGAGUGGUGUGGUGAGAAGGACGGUGUCUAUGGCUGCUUCUGUAAUGAGCACCACCAUCGGCCAAACAAUGAGAGCUACGACUCGUCCAUCACUUGUGUCAGUAGUUCUGGCACCAUAUCUCUGUCCCGCUGUCAGCUGUUUGAGGCCGGCUUCCACUCUGAUGCCCUCCAUCUUCGAGAUGAAUCCUGCAACGGGACUCUUGAGGAUGGUCGACUCGUUUUCCACUUCAACAAUGAUGACCAGCUUUGUGGGACAAUGCUGAGGAGCAACGGGACCCACUUCAGUUAUGAGAACACCAUCAGCGGGGAUGUGGACCCUCAUGAUGGCCUCGAAAGUCAUGAGAAGAGCAUCCACCUGCACUUCUCCUGUGACUAUGCUCUGACCCAGGCACUGUCUAUGGAUGUUGGCAUCAAACCUGUAGCAAGCAUUGUGAACAAGAGACAUCCAUCUGGUCUGGGCCAUUAUCAUUUGAGGAUGAUACCCUACCGGGACCCUGGCUUCCACUUCCCUUUGACCAGAAACAGAAAUUUAGAAAUGGAAAUAGAUGAGAGGUUAUACAUUGAGGUUCAGACGCAGGGAAUCGAUGAGCGGCAGAUCUCCACUAUCCUGGACUCUUGCUGGGCAACGCCUGUUAAUGAUCCCAGCUACCCUGUGCGCUGGGAUCUGAUCACCACACAGUGUCCUAAUCCAGCAGAUGGCACAGUAGAGCUGCUUCAGAACGGCGUCUCCACCGUAGCCCGUUUCUCAUUCAGGAUGUUCACCUUUACCAACUUUUCAUCUAUCUACCUGCACUGCCAGGUCCAUCUGUGUCUUUUGAGACACAAUUACUGCACAGCUGUACGUACUACUUAUAACGAUUUCUGUGAAUACCCCCUGAAUCUGGGCCUGUCUAUGGCUGUGGGCAUCAACCCCAUAGAAAGCUGUGGCACAAACAUAGAAAUGGAAAUAGAUCAGAGGUUAUAUGUCGAGGUGCGAACAGGAAGAGUGGAUCAGCAUCUGAUCUCCACUGUUCUGGACUCCUGCUGGGCCACGCCAGUCAACAUGCCAAAUUACCUUGUCCGCCCAUCUUAUUACUGCAGA
Molecule: messenger RNA, 6819 nt
Organism: Maylandia zebra (zebra mbuna)
Lineage: Eukaryota; Metazoa; Chordata; Actinopteri; Cichliformes; Cichlidae
Source: RefSeq, a predicted model, not a curated record